CCCGCUUCGGCCGGUCAAGUCCCUUUCAACUACGACGACGACUCGGUAAACUUCCUUUAUUCCCUCCCUCUAUACACACCUCUGACCACUUCACAGUCCAUCCCUCGCAGUGUCUCAGCUGCCACUCCCAGCGCCACCGCCACGACGAGACUGGUCCAUCCCAAGCCCAGAUCACCACCUUGUCCAGCCGACUUCAUUAACCGCCACAGCUUAUCAGGCGGACCGGCAGAUGUGAAUCCCUACAAUAUCCUCAAUAGACAGGGCGUCUUUAAAGCCAGCGCCCCUAUCCCCUCAUUAUACCUUACUCCCGCUCACACUCCAUCCAGAGACCUCACAACCCCCGUCGUGAAUGGAAAGAUCCUCAAGCGCAUCCCCAAGCCCGCCAAGGCCAAGGACGUGGACGCAUCAGACUGGUAUGACUCCCUCCACGAGGCGCCUGCCCCCUGGGGCGGGCACGACCACACAAAGCCCAUGUUCCAAUACAACAAAGAGGGCGAGCUACAGCCGCAUCUGCGCUUCACCCGUGAGCAGAUCCUGUACUACAUCAGGGAGCGGAAGCAGCGAGGUCUCCCGCUAACCCUGUGGAUCCAAAACGUCCCUCACGGCUGCAAGACGCGAGUGGGCGACGACAGACUACGCGCGUGCCGCUGGUCAGGCUGCCCGGCCUACAAGGGCACCAUCCUAAAGGGCUUCUGGCGCGUCUGCUUCGACGAGCGGCCCGAAACCUCGGGGAAGCAGCACGAUCCGUAUCACAAUGCGGGCUACAUGCACUUGUGGUGUAUGGACCGUUGCUUUGAUCUUCUCGAGAUUGCCCAAGCAUUUGACCUGAAGCCUGAUACCCGCUACUUUGAAAAGGAAGAGCGCAACCCCAUGGCCAUGACCCGUGAUCACGACGAGCUGGUGAUGGAGUUUGAAGAUUGGCGCACAUCCCAGCAGGCCGCCUACGAAGAAUGGCAAAGGUCAUCAGAGACCAACAAGAUGAUGGGACUCCCCGUCCAGAACCGCCAGGUGGGCCGAGAAGCCAAGCUGUGGUACGUGCUGACGACCAAGCACCUGGCGCUGGAGACUCCAGUACGGAGCAACAUGCGGAAGAAGAGAAACGGCAUUUCCAUUGAUAAGCACAAGGGCGAUCUCGACUGGUACGUCGAGAGAAUCAACGAGAAAAAGGUUUCCAAAAAGGGGCACUCCGUCAUCGAGGAGCUCGAUAGUGACGACGAAGAGGGCAGACAGACUCCUGCGAGCAGGGCAGUCCGUCCGAGUAUUGCUAAGAGAAAGCGCGAAGAAUACGAGUUUGACGACAAUGACAACGCCUCUCAGUGCCAGACUGCCACUUGGAACAAACGUGCGAAACAGUCG
Molecule: messenger RNA, 1356 nt
Organism: Colletotrichum godetiae
Lineage: Eukaryota; Fungi; Ascomycota; Sordariomycetes; Glomerellales; Glomerellaceae
Exons: 1
Source: RefSeq, a predicted model, not a curated record